This is a messenger RNA of Psilocybe cubensis, 1383 nucleotides long. RefSeq lists its product as uncharacterized. The record is from RefSeq and is a predicted model, not a curated record. Gene Ontology annotation, molecular function: transmembrane transporter activity. Bases 1 to 1383 code for a protein of 460 amino acids. NCBI's taxonomy places the organism in Eukaryota, Fungi, Basidiomycota, Agaricomycetes, Agaricales, Agrocybaceae. The transcript has 8 exons. Gene Ontology annotation, cellular component: fungal-type vacuole membrane. Gene Ontology annotation, biological process: transmembrane transport.
AUGACUGCUAUGGCAUCUCUCUCUGCGACUUCCGAGUUGAAGGUGCUGGACAGGGAGAAAUGUGUGCAUGGAGGGUUGGACGGAUCCGAGGUCGUGCCUGUUAGCUCUCUCGAAUCCGAGGGGCGGAGUGCGCUCGAUGCAGAGACUGCAGGUGUCUCUCCAGUGGUCUUGAAGUACGAUGGAGGGAUGGAUGCAUGGUUCGCCGGAGGAUGGUUGGCGAUGUUCUGUGUGAUAGGUCUGGGCCCUGCAUCGUUCGGUACAAUGGAGAACUUCUACGUGCAACAUUACCUGCCGAAUUCUACUCCGUCUAGUAUAAACUGGAUUGGCUCGCUUCAGCUGGGAUUUCAAAGUUUGGUGGGUGUGCUUGUAGCAGGAGUAUUUGAUUCUGGCCAUUUCCGGUGGCUUUCCCUGCCUGGUUAUGUUCUGUUCUUGCUCUCACUCUUCAUGCUUUCAUUGGCGAAAGAAAACAUGUUUUAUCAAGUAUUCCUAUCGCAGGGUGUGGGACUCGGCCUUGCGAUAGGUAUAAUAUACACCCCCAUCUCGUCAGCUGUAUCACAGCAUUUCAUCGAACGACGUGGUCUAGCAAUGGGGAUUAUAACCACUGGAACCGCACUCGGAGGCACAUUCUUCUCGAUCGUCCUUGAGAAAUUCCUGAAUGGGCCCAUCGGGUUCGCAUGGGGUGUGCGCAUAUGCGGAUUUAUCAGCCUCGCAUGCCUCGCUCUGGCAAAUAUGCUCAUCAAAACCAACUAUCCGCCACCGGAGAUCAACUCUGGCUCUGCGGACACACACAUUGCCCAGGCUAGUACGCCACCCGGGCCUGCCACCACCGUCCAGGAGAGCGGCAUGCCUCUACUACGCCAGCUCGUGCGCACCCCAUCGUACCUCGUGUUCAUCAUAUUCGGCUUCGUCGGCUCUCUCGCGCUGUACAACCCCAUAUUCUCCAUCGAACUCUUCGCGCUGCGCGAAGCACACGUAUCCACAUCCCUAGGCGGGUACCUGCUCGCGAUCCUGAACACGAGCAGCAUUUUCGGCAGGCUGUUUUUCAACCAGAUGGCAGAUUGGUAUGGCGUGUUCGAGGUGUUUAUUCCUUGUAUGGCGGCUACAGCGGUGUCACUGUACUUUCCUGCGGUGCUCUCCCUGGACCAAGACGUGUCGCGCUCAGGCCUGCGCCUCGGGCUGGCAUCUGUUCCCGUAGGACUGGCGAGUCUGAUUGGCACGCCUAUUGCCGCGGCUCUUGUAGGCCGUGAUCGCUGGUGGGCUGGGUGUGUGUUCACUGGGGUGUUGGAGCUGUUUGGCGCUUUUUUGCUUCUGAUAGUUUUUUUAAUGAAUUCAAGUGUGAGACGGCAAGGAGAGCGACAACGACAAUGGAGGACAAGGAGGUAG